UACUGUCACCCUACCUUACAAGUGGCUUUAGUUUGUUUGUCUACUUUGCGAAACCGGCCAAACCAAUUGAAACAUAACGGUCACAACUUGCCUCACGAGCAUAACUACAAUAUAAUGCCAAAGUGAGCUUUCGUAAUACAUUUGUGCUUCGGCUACUUUGCAUAUCGCGGACCUUACGUUGCAGUCUUAUAAUUUAAGGAUAUAUCUCGAUUUAAAGUUGUAUUGAUUAAAAAAACAACAAAAUUUAUUGUAAAGGAAUGGUGAAAUCUCAAAGUGUUGUCGAAAAAAUUCAAGGUGAAAUGGCAAAAACGUUAGACCAGUGCGCCCUAAACCAACAGUUUUCCUAGAAACAGUUUAACUUUCCUUGAAACAAGCGAGUUUUCAAUAAAAUUCAAAUUAAAAUAACAUGAAUUUUUGUGCAAAAUCUUUUAAUGCAUAUACGAUCUUUCGAGACAAUCCAUGUUUAAUGAAUGUUAACCAUAAAUACUACACUACAAUGCCGAAACACAAUAAAUACCUGCAUUCAAAAUAUACAGUAUAAUAUAUGGAUAUACAAGGGUAUGGGUACAUAUCUAUAAAUGUACAUAUGUGCGUUAAAUUAGUGAUUCAAACGCUCUAACCAGCACGUGCCCAAUUUUUUUCAUGUAUCAAUAAAUGAAGCCGUAUUGACCAACAUAUUACAAAAUGUUUGUAUAAUGGGUUUAUUUGAGAAUAACACGUUAAAUUCAAAGAAUAGUCAGAAAUGAGAGAUUUGUGUAAAAAUGUAUCGAAGACCAAAUAUGAAGUUUUAGUCUUCUGCUAACAAUCAACGAAUACGACCAGUGAGAACAUUAAAUGUGGUCAUGAAAAUAUUAAAAGUAAUGAGGUUAUACAUUAUUUGCUAUUUGGAACUGACUUAUUUCGCAUUAUUAUUAAAACCAGUAAAAAACGCAGUAACUGGUAAUAUCACCAAUGUAGCGUAUCAAUGUCGACUUUGGCCAACUAAUGUAUCCUAUGAUAUAAAAUCAAAUACAAUUAUAACAACAACCACUACUGGUAUAACACAUAAUGUUUGUAUUACAUUAUACAUUACUCAUAAUUAUCGACGAAUUUUCAAUUGUGAUCAGAGAAAUAUUGAAAUAUACAAAAGCAAUGGUGACAACAACAAUACAUUCAAUGAACUAUUGAAAGAUAAUAAAAAUUCUAAAAAUUGUAUUAAUUAUGAGAGGAGCUGGGAUCGUUAUUUGGAACAAAAAACGCCAACUACAUAUAUAAGCGUAACCAAAAUUCAACUACAAAACAUUCGCCGUUAUUAUAAAAAUAUAUUUGAGAUUACCCUUUGUAUGCUAUUCGCCAUUGUUAUGGAUACAAUACCGAUCACAAUUUAUAAUGUGCGCAAGCGCAUACUGUUUUAUUGGGGUAAAUUUCAAAUAUUUUACUCUGUGCUUCCUUGGACCUUUGCAAUAAUUUUGUAUCAGCGUAGACAUAUACUGUGUUCACGACAUUAUAGCGCUGUUAAUUGUUUAUAUGAUAUUGUUAAGUUUGUCACAACGAUAUUAAAACAAAUGGCAGGGCAGUCAAGUCAGAAACAGCAAUAUUCAAUACGGAAGCAAUUAACAAUUUUUGCAGCUAUAACUGGUAGAAUAUUUUCAUUUUCUAUCGAAGGCACUCCAAAUCCAAUCACAGAUGUAGCGAUGCCGGAUAAUGCGGAGUGCGCAUAUUCGAAAAACGGAAUUUGUUUAUUUUUAUCUGAUCCAUCGACUGUUUUGGCAACAUCAAUCCUUGUACAGAGUUGCCAGAGGUCUUGCCAACAUUUUCUGCUAUUAAGGUUUUUUAUCGAUUUAGCAAAUCGAAAACUGUACUUGCUCAUGUCAAAGGAACGCCGUUUGUUUCGAAAACAUUUAAUUUUGCCAGCGUUAAUAUUGCAUGAGUUAAAUUUUGUUGAUGUUCGUUCCGAAUCUAAGUAUUCAUUUGGCAUUACAGGCGUUGUAGAAAUAGCAACUGGUAAUAUAUUGGCACAUCAAAAAUUUCAAAAAGCUGUGAUCACUCAAUUAAGAUCUAACCAGCCUAACACUUUUUUUGAAAAUAAUUACAAUAUAUAUGUGGAAACGUUUGAGAACAAUACUUGUACUUUUAAAAUUACAAAACUUCAAAAUGAACAUGAGCAUAGAGCCGAAGUUAUAUUAAAUUACAAACUUGAUAUCAAUGUUCGAAUAUACGAAACACUAUUGCUUAAAUUUUUUUUAGAGAUGCAACAUAAAUAUAUAACAUAUUUUUUAGUGCAACAGCUAUCAAAGCAUCGUCAACGCCGCACAAAUCUAAUGAGCGUGAAAUCGAAAUCACACUUUGUAAUAUCCAGAAAAUUGAAGAAACAUGUGAAGGCAUUAUCAAGAAUUUAUUUACUAACAAGGUCAAGCAAUAUUGCACUAUCUGUAUUAAAAAGGCCAAAUAUAAUCGGUGAGAGUAUUGAUUGGAAAUAUUAUCUUCAUACUUUUAUAAAAUUAGAAUUUUGCGGUUGUUCUUGGUGUCUUUAUUUCUAUCGGUAUUGCACUGCACUACUUGGUAGAAAUUUGAGGGUUUGUACGUACUUUUGUUGUAGACAAUGGUGUUGGCGACAGAAGGCACAUAACCUUUCACACUGCAUAUUCUGCUAUUCUUAUUUCCGUUGUUUUUGCUGUUUUUACUGUUGUUAUUGUUGUUGUUGUUGCCGCGUUCAUAUAUAUCCCAUUUCUAAGACAUCGCUGAGAAAAAAUUUUAAUAAGAAUCGAGCUUUCAACAAUUGCGUUUUUGUGUCGCAAAAAUAUUGGGAACGUGUAAAUACUAGCACUAUACGUAAAAGGCGGCUAAAUGCUAGGGAGAAUAAUAAAAUGGCAAAACUAUUACGGUGCUAUCGACGUUUCAUACAAUCUCACCAUCUUGUGAAAGUCAAAUAUGUAUGCAACAAUUCGCCUGAAUUAUAUACCUGUUUGACAAUCUAUCGAUUUCAGAACACACACCACUGUUGUUUGCAUUCCACCUCAACUACGGCAGCUGUACCAACAGCAACAUAUACGAAAAGAAAACAAAAUACCGAGGCAAAACAUAUGAAAACAAUGAAUUUAAUCAAUUUUAUACAAAUAUGUGUGUUACAUAUUGGUAAAGGCAUUUUUGAUCAAUUUAUUAAUUUGGCGGACUAUAUAUGCCGCUUCACUACGAACCUGCGAUUGAAAACUUCGGUGCCAGGAUCGGCAUCCAUUGCUAUAAAAGUUACAAGAGAACAGCAACAGCAGCAGCAACAACAUCAACAACAAAUGAUCAACAUUGCGCAUGAUCAACAAUUGAAGAUGAAUUAUUUGUGUAAAAUUUUUUGCAACAACUGGAAAAGACACCAUCGCAGGAGACGUCGUCGACGCCGCCGACGAAUGAAUAAACAAGAACAAGCACUUCAAUCCGUCCAACCUAAACAACAAGAACAUAUAAACAGUGAAAUAGAAAACCGUUUAGUUAGUCCUCGUUUGCAUAUAUUAGACUUGAAAGCUUGCAAAACAAUCUCAACAAAUUUGCCACAUUUGCACUUUGCUUUAUUAUCAAAAGCGUCAAAUGUAUUCAUUUUGGCAGCAAUGCGCUUAACGAAUACAAAAAUUGUCCAAUUGACAAAUGCUAAGCGUAAAGACAUACUAAGCUCGCCACAAGGCUCAAAUUUAAUUUCAACACCAACUACAACUAGUACUUUGCGCAUAAAUCGAAAUCGCACCAGACCGCAUCUUGUAUGGUUGUUUAUUGGUCUCGUUUGGUUUGAAGGCCCGAAAUACAUAAAUUGUACCUUACACGAAAACCGUCAGUCCCAACAGACUACUACUCAGGUCCAAGUGCAAGCACAAUCAGCGACACGCAGUACUACUCAAAUACCACUUCAGUCGCUUUCGACAUUAACGGUAGUUUCCCAAAACCAACAACGACGGCAGCAACAUAUGACGCCACCAACACAAAUAUCCACGGAUUUAUUUUUAUUAGCACCAAAUGCUAAGCAAACAAAGAGAGGACAAAAAGUUCCAACUGCCACGACUUUCAAAUAUAAAAAAAAACAAAGAAAAAAUAGCAAUGUCAACGGAAAGAGCAUUCGAAGCGGUAACUGUUUGCCAGCACGCAGAAACGCUGUAACGAGUAUAAUGACUACAACAAGAAAUGACAAGAAAUCUCAAUCGGAAAAUGACGAAUUGAAUUCAUCUGUAGGCCGUGAACGUUCUGAUUGCUUUGAUACACAUACAAUAGAAGCGGAAACCGAAUUAUUGGACGAAGAAGCACAUAAUGUACAAAAUGAUCACAUACGUCUGGAGUCCAUUAAGCGACAGAUAUUAACCAAGCUUGGACUGAAGCACAAGCCCAAUGUAUCGCAAACGUUACCAAGGCAAUUUAUAUGGGACACUAUUUAUCGGGCAGAUGGUAUCAAGGGUGUUGCCAGUGAUUUUGAUUUUAAUGAAAAUGGAUCGCAUCAAUGGAAAAUAAUAUCUAAAAUAACUGAUACAAAAGAAACGGAGAAAACCCAUACCCACAACACAAAAGGAAGUAGCAUGGCAUGGCUUCCUUUAAUAAUUAAAGGUUGGAAUGCAGGAAAACAGCACAACAGGGAGUACAAAGCGUAUUUGCAAAAUGUUCUGUUAGCGAAGUCAAAUAAUUUCACAUAUCUUAUGCGUAUUAAUACAUCUAAUUUAAACAAAGACUUUCGUGAAGUUGAGGAAUCAGAAAGCAUCGAUAGGACUUACGAUAACAGGGAUGGUCUAUAUGUCAUCGGAAAAGAUCAAAAUUAUCAAAUUAAUCAUAAUCGUAAUAAGGAUGCAACUACUGCCAAAAGUCAUAAAUAUAGCUCACAUCAACUUGACUUUGUUAUGUCAUCAGAUCAAAGACCCAAUGAAAACGACGAUUUUUUCGGCGAUACACAAGAAAUUAUCACAUUUGCUGAAAAAGGAAAUGGACAACCAAAUCGGAUCACGGAUCCCAAUCCAAAGAGAACCUGCCGAAGCCCAAAAGAUGAACGCAACAACAGCAGAAAUAGCGCAAAAAACCACCGGGCCAAUACUUUACCCGGCUCCCACACACCUAGCAAGCUUAAGUCAGCAAAGGGCUUGCCAAACAAACAAGAGAGAUUUCUAUUAAUAUAAAGUUUGUUUGUUUUAAAAUUUAAUAGUUUAAAUUACAAUAGUUUAGAUAGUGGUUUUAGAUUCGAUUUUAGUAUAUAGCUGGUGAUUACGACCUAAUUGUUCAUGUUACAUUGUGUUCUAAUUAAAGUUCUGAAAAAUCAAA
Messenger RNA from Ceratitis capitata (Mediterranean fruit fly), 5259 nucleotides. RefSeq names its product inhibin beta chain. The coding region runs from base 843 to 5117 and encodes 1424 amino acids. The transcript has 5 exons. The record is from RefSeq and is a predicted model, not a curated record. Lineage: Eukaryota; Metazoa; Arthropoda; Insecta; Diptera; Tephritidae.